UCAUCAGACCUGGCAACCCCGAAGAAUAUCGGAAAUGAGUGAAAUAUUAGGAAAGGCUAUGAAACCGUGAGUAACGGGACGCAGUGGUCAGCUUUGGAUGAAAAGGAGGUGUUACGCGCGUCGUAAACACGCACCUGACACGUCUUUUAAUGUUGUAUUAGUGUUCCUUUGUUUCACUUACAGUCACAAUUUAAACAUCAAAGGACUUCCGGUUCCCCGGUAGUUUGUAAAGCCAUGGAUGGACCGGGGCACGUUUUCUCUUACACUAACAAGGACUUUGUGUACAACGUGUGCCGGAUUAAUGGAAGGACCGAUGUCAGGUCCAGGUUUGAUGUAGCCCUGAAAUGCGGCUGGGCAGAAAAGAUGAAACUCGGGCUCUUCAGAUAUCAUUUAGGGGAUUUGGAGACGCGUGUGUUACCCGGCGAAUGUGGAUAUAUCUCUCAGCUCAACAUUCAGAGAGGCAUCGAAAGGAGGAAACCUCAAGAAAUCCUGAGUAUCCAGCAGCAGUUUGACCACAAACUCUUUAACUUCAAUAAGAUCAAUUCAGCAGAAAUCUUGUUUGAGAUGCACAAAGCGGAGCAGAUUUAUACACAUGCUGGGCAGGGAACCUGUGCCACGUGUGUUGUGAUCAUAAACGUGAGUCCGUUAGAGUUCGGACACUGUUUGCUGGUUCCUGAGCCUUCCCGGUGUCAUCCUCAGAUCUUAACGCCUCUAGCUCUCCAAAUCGGGGUUGAGUCCUUGUUCCUUAGCGCAGAUCCCGGAUUCCGAGUCGGGUUUAACAGUCUGGGUGCGUUUGCUUCUGUUAAUCACCUACACCUUCAUGCGUAUUACUUAAACCACCCUUUAAGAAUCGAGUCUGCACGCACAGAGGUUAUCUUUCCCAAAAAGAGAUUGUACCGGCUUGUGGAUUUUCCAAAAGCCUUCAUGUUUUAUACGGACGGCCAAGAUGAAGCGCAAGCGGUCGCCGUCACCGUCUGCAGGCUCACAGACUUUCUCGUAGAGAGAAAUAUCGCCCAUAAUGUCUUCAUGACUCGAGCCUGCGAUCCAGACAGUGAAACCCAGUCGUCACUUCGCCACGGAGUGCGCAUCUUCAUCUGGCCCCGAGUGACGUGUUUUGGAGCCAAAGAAGAAUCCGCAUUUAACGUGGCUCUGUGUGAACUGGCCGGUCAUCUUCCGUUUAAAAACAGAGAGGACUAUGAGCGCCUGGAUGAGGAUGGGGUCAAAGCAAUUGUUCAGAGGUACCUCCUCAGUGACGAAGAGUUUGCUGACUUAGAAAAAGAAAUUGUUGCAAAUUUAUAAACAGAAUUUGCUCUACUACUGAAUGUCUUAAACAGAUGGAAUCAGGUAUUUCUCUUGCUUGACUGGUAUCAACACCUACACUGGCGCUUUGCAGAUAAAAUCUGACACUAAUGAUCUAGGUUAUUAGUUAUAUUCAACACAAAAACUGGCACAACACAGUGCUCUCCCCCUGGGCCAGCUUGGUGGCUCUGGGAUUUGAACUCAUGACCUUCAAAUCAGUAGUCCAACAUCUUAACCACUGAGCUAUCACUGCCCAUGUCUGGAUUUGUUCUGUUAUAUCAGAAUCAGAAUCAGGUUUAUUGGCCAAAUGUGUUGAAACACACAAGGAAUUUGGUUCCAGGUCUUUGUGACUCUGAAAGGUACAGACAUGUAAGUGAUUUGACGAUGUACACGUCUAGUAGUGAUUUAUUACAAAACAAUACCACAUUUUGCUAAUUCCCACUCACUAGCUACCUCUAUCAACUUCUGAUACAUUUUAAAGAUACAAUGCUCAUAUAGGACACAGGGGAGCUUAGAUGGAAUUGUUUACUGACACCCUUGACUAUAUAGUGCCGUUGCAAUUGAGUGCAGAGAGAAUUGUGCUCUCCUUCUCACUCAGAGAGCACUGUGUUGUGGCAGUUUUUGUGUUGAAUAUAACUAAUAACCUAGAUCAUCAGUGUCAGAUUUUAUCUGCAAAGCACCAGUGUAGGUGUUGAUUCCAGUCAAGCAAGAGAAAUACCUGAUUCUAUCUGUUUAAUAUGAUAAUAAUAGCUUUUAGUUGCCAGAUACUGUAUAGUUUCUGCUUGGCCGGAAAUAAUGCAUACACACCAAGCCAUUACCAGAUUUCCAGGAAUGAAUGCCAGGCCUAGAGAAAUUAACUGUAUACUGACAACAGCUAAUAAUUGUUAAUCUCAUUACCGCUUGUCCAAACAUUUACAAUAGAGAAGCAAAGAGUAGGAGUGGAUCAGAUUUUUAAAAGAAAUCUCAAAUCCAUUCUGACACCAGUCCAGCAUUUCAAACUAUUAACGAUACCCAGUAUUAGAUUGCAACAUUUCACAUGAAAGCUAACGAGCAAAAUGUCUUACCACAACACUUAAAUCACAUAAAGUGGCCUCAUGAUACAAUGUCUAUGAUAACACUAUCCAUCUCUCCAACAUCUACUCAAAAUAGAAUGAAUGUAACUGUUUUUUUGCCUCUAAGGAUAUGCUAAAUGCCUUUCUGUUUGUCAUGAGAAAAAAACCUACUGCAUGACAUUGCACUAUAUUUAUGAUAAAUAUUGUACCAUUGUUUUUGUUCUGUUCUUCAUUUUUUGUCUGUCCUCAUACUAUGAGUAAUUAUAGGAUAAUAUUUAUUGAUUAACUGGUUAAAUAAAUGACCAAUAGUACUGUUGCAUUUUCUCUUCUGUUUAUAUAACUUUGUAAUACUUGUGGUAUGGAGGGUUAUGUUUAAUUCAUUUGUGUGCUUCUGCCAGUCAGUUGGGGGUAAACUUAAUGUACUGAAUGCACAACAUUAUUUGAGAUAAGUACAAGUAAACAAAAUGUUUUACAGUCAAAA
Messenger RNA from Tachysurus fulvidraco (yellow catfish), 2832 nucleotides. It is a transcript of the gene gdpgp1, whose product is annotated as GDP-D-glucose phosphorylase 1. Gene Ontology annotation, biological process: glucose metabolic process. Gene Ontology annotation, molecular function: GDP-D-glucose phosphorylase activity. The coding region runs from base 235 to 1299 and encodes 354 amino acids. The record is from RefSeq and is a predicted model, not a curated record. The transcript has a single exon. Gene Ontology annotation, cellular component: cytoplasm. NCBI's taxonomy places the organism in Eukaryota, Metazoa, Chordata, Actinopteri, Siluriformes, Bagridae.